Messenger RNA from Striga hermonthica, 1581 nucleotides. The record is from the annotation of a GenBank genome assembly. Lineage: Eukaryota; Viridiplantae; Streptophyta; Magnoliopsida; Lamiales; Orobanchaceae.
AUGCAUUCAACAUUCCUACUAUCAUUCCAAUCAUUAUCUUCACUAGAUUUUCUUUGCAUCCGAGAAGCCAAAGCAAGGAGGGAUAUGCUUCCUCUUAGCUUCAUUAUCUUGUAUUGCCUGCUUCACACUUUGCUCUCCUCCAUUAAUGGGGCAACCAACAUCUUGAAUGUUACUCUCCCUCACCAGCUGCCUAACCCCGAAGCCGUGGUUGAAGAUGUAAAAAGGAGAGUGAAUGAAUCAAUCUGGAGAAGUCGAAGGGCCUUGUCAUCAUCAUCAUCAUCAUCACCCAACUCUCAGUCCCAAUCCCAAUGCCUGACCGGAAACCCCAUCGACGACUGCUGGCGGUGUGACACCAACUGGGCCGCUGACCGAACCCGCCUCGCUGACUGUGCCGUUGGCUUUGGCCGGUCGGCCGGUGGCGGCAAGAGUGGCCGCAUCUAUGUCAUCACAGACUCCUCCGACCAUGACACGGUGGACCCCACUCCCGGUACCCUCCGCCAUGCUGUCAUCCAAGACGAGCCCCUGUGGAUCGUGUUCAAAUCCGACAUGACCAUCAAGCUAAAACACGAGCUCAUUAUGAAUAGCUACAAGACGAUUGACGGGCGUGGGGCUUAUGUCCAGAUCACGGGCAAUGGCUGCAUCACUUUGCAGUACGUGAGCAAUGUCAUAAUCCAUAAUGUCCGAGUGUACGAUUGCCGGCCGUCGGGCAAUACCAACAUACGGUCGAGCCCAACUCAUGUCGGCUACAGGGGAAAAUCCGAUGGUGACGGUAUAUCGAUAUUCGGGUCAAAGGAUAUAUGGAUUGAUCACUGUUCUUUGUCUAGCUGCACAGAUGGUUUGGUAGAUAUGAUCAUGGGAUCUACUGGUAUUACCGUGUCGAAUACCUUUUUCUCUCAUCAUAACGAGGUUAUGCUUCUGGGGCACGAUGAUAAGUACUUGCCCGAUUCGGGAAUGCAGGUGACAUUGGCUUUUAAUCGUUUUGGGGAGGGCUUGGUGCAGAGGAUGCCGAGAGUGAGGAGGGGGUAUGUGCAUGUGGUGAACAAUGAUUUCUACGAGUGGAAAAUGUAUGCGAUUGGAGGAAGUGCGAGCCCGACUGUUUAUAGCGUGGGCAACCGUUAUACGGCGCCUGCUGAUCCUAGUGCUAAGGAGGUGACGAGACGUGAGGACACGAGCGAAGGGGAGUGGUCAGACUGGAACUGGAGGACAGAGGGGGAUAUAAUGGUAAAUGGUGCGUUUUUCGUGCCAUCGGGCCAAGGGGCCAGUCGGGAGUCUACCGACUCCUCAAGCUUCGAGCCCAAGUCGGCUACCCUCAUCGAUCAGCUCACCAUGAAUGUCGGGGUUCUUGGUGGCCCAAGGGACAAAAAUGGUGGCUCAUAUGGCGAAGGCGGAGGGACGUCCACACCAAGUGGCGGCAAUGACAGUGGAAGCAGCGGUGGUGGUGGUGGUGGUGACGACUAUUUUGGAAUGAUAUUUGGGAGCGGUGCUCCUAAAAUACCGUUAUUACCUCCAAACAUUAUGAUUUUGUUUGCCCUAACUGUUAUGAUUUUGUGUAUCACCACCAACAAUGGUGAUUUACAAUGA